AUGGCACCGGAUAAGUCCUCGCGAAAGCAAGAAAUGAAGCGACCGUCGAAGAAGACCAACAGUCCGCCCGUUCCUUGGAUCGACCCUUCAAAUAUGGAUCGAAGCGACUUGGUCGUUCCCUUUAAACCGUUUGACAUGCAUGUCGAGAGGUUUCCACUCCAGCGUCUGAGGGAAAUCCAGCAGCUUCCUGCUUUCGAUACUCUCCCUCGCAUCCUGAUCCCGUCCUCUAAGUUGGAGAUAAAGCCGCCCGUGUUGCAUUAUGCUUGGAUUACAGACCGGUUUGAGUCCAAGCUUUUCCAGCACGCGAAGGAUCACAAUCUACCUAUAAUGCGCAGCUCGAAGACUCAUAUGAAGUAUGAUUCGGACGACGAGUACUGUUCGGACGAAGACGAGGAAGAUAGCAUCGGCUACUACCAACUACUGCAGGAUACCGCCGUUUUUGUGCUCAAAGAGCUGAACUUAUCUUGGGCUCCUGACUUGAUAGACAUUACCAGCUCGCUAAAUUGCCGCGACUCGCUGAUCCUUUCCGUGUUCACGAACUAUGAACUUGCACGCGCCCCUUCUCCAAAGUCCGUGGAAGCACUCCGUCUCUGGCUCGAAGAACCGGAUCAGCCGAAGUGGUACUUGGACGAGAUGGACUACAAGUGGCGCCCCGGAUAUGGCCGUCGAUGGUAA
Sparassis crispa is the source of this 675-nucleotide messenger RNA. RefSeq lists its product as hypothetical. The record is from RefSeq and is a predicted model, not a curated record. The transcript has 3 exons. NCBI's taxonomy places the organism in Eukaryota, Fungi, Basidiomycota, Agaricomycetes, Polyporales, Sparassidaceae. The coding region runs from base 1 to 675 and encodes 224 amino acids.